Molecule: messenger RNA, 1989 nt
Organism: Exophiala bonariae
Lineage: Eukaryota; Fungi; Ascomycota; Eurotiomycetes; Chaetothyriales; Herpotrichiellaceae
Exons: 2
Coding region: 1-1989 (662 amino acids)
Molecular function (GO): monooxygenase activity; flavin adenine dinucleotide binding
Source: RefSeq, a predicted model, not a curated record
AUGCCAUCUGCAGUCGAAGUUCAGCGAUUCGCUCCUCCAGUGGUGCUUGACGUUCAUCAUGGUGAUAAAUUCUCUCCUGCAAAAACACUGGCCGCCGUUGUUGAUAUUGAGCAACUGAGCGAUGAUCUCGCAGUGCCAUCAAGACGAAGGAUUGUACCAGGAUCCUACAACAUUCCCAUUGGCGUUUUCCCGCCCUUGCCUUGGUCUUUUCCCGAUGCCGCUAUAGUCUCGUCCAUGCUGGUCGAGAGACUGAACAAGUCCUUGAAAGAAAGGGAUGCGCCCGCAAUAAAGGCCCUAUUCCACGAAAACAGUUACUGGCGCGACCAUCUAUGCCUCACCUGGGACUUGCGUACACUGAAAGGACCUGAUAAGAUUGCCGACUUCGUUGUCAACAGUUGUGAGUAUAUAUCGAUCGAGAUAGACACCUCGACUCCGCUCCGAGCACCAAAACACGGUCCAAUUGAUGGACUGUAUGGCCCAGCUUCGAAAUCCUCAGGCAUCGAGUUCUUUGUGAAGGUUGCCACGAAGGUCGGGGCUGGCCGGGGCAUCGCCAAAUUGGCCGAGAUCCAGGGUCAAUGGAAGUUCUUCACACUAUUCAUCACCCUCGACAGAUUACAAGGCCAUGAGGAAUUACUGAACGAGCGUCGUCCUCACGGUGCCAACCAUGGAGAACACGUUGGCCGACAGAACUGGCAAGAUAAGCGCCAGAUUGAUAUCCAGUUCCGAGAGCGAGAGCCUGCCGUGCUUAUCGUGGGCGCUGGUCAAAGCGGGCUCACAACAGCCGCGAGACUGAAGGCACUCAGUGUCGACACUCUGGUCAUCGAUCACGAAGAUCGCGUGGGGGACAGUUGGCGGCGACGAUACCGCCAUUUAGUUCUUCAUGAUCCAGUCUGGCUUAACCACAUGCCGUACCUGAAAUUCCCUCCUCAGUGGCCCAAGUUCACACCAAAGGACAAGUUGGCUGAAUUCUUUGAGGCUUAUGUUACCUUGUUGGAGUUGAAUGUAUGGGUGAAGACAAGAGUGGUGUCAACUACAUGGAAUGACAGCAAACAAGAAUGGACCGUUGUCUUACAGUGUAGAUCUGAAGAUGGCACCAUAGAGAUGCGAACAUUACAUCCAGCCCACAUUAUUCAGGCAACGGGCCACGCAGGCCCGAAGUAUAUGCCUGUCAUCAAAGGCAUGGAGUGCUUCGAAGGUAACAUCGCUCACAGCACCGAGUUCUCAUGUGCAACCCCAAAUGGUCAAGGCAAGAAGGCUGUCGUAGUCGGGUCAAGCAACUCGGCCCACGAUAUCGCACAGGAUUUCUAUGAGCAAGGCUACGACGUCACCAUGGUCCAACGAAGUUCAACCUUGGUCAUUUCUUCCAAGUUUCGGAAUGCGGAAGGCUUGAAAGGCCUUUACACAGAGGACGGACCACCAACAGAAGACGCGGAUCUCAGGGUAUGGAGUCUGCCCAUGGAACUUUUCAAAGCCCAGCAGAAAAGGGUGUGCGAAUUGCAGAACAAGUACGAUGCCGAGCUCCACGAAGGCCUCACCAGGGUCGGAUUCAAUUUGGAUCGUGGUAUAGACAAUACCGGCUAUAUGGUGAAAUACUUGCAGCGUGGAGGUGGUUAUUACGUCGACGUGGGAGCCAGCCAACUUGUGGCAGAUGGAAAGAUCAAACUGAAACAUGGCGGCGAGAUUUCCGAGAUUCUUCCUCACGAAGUCUUAUUUUCGGAUGGUACUCGUUUGGCGGCCGAUGAGAUUGUGUUUGCCACAGGCUUCCAGAACAUGCGGACACAGACGCGAGUCAUAUUCGGGGACCACGUUGCAGACCGCGUUCAAGACGUAUGGGGAUUUGAUCAAGAAGGCGAAGUUCGAACGAUCUGGAGGCGAACCGGUCAACCUGGCUUCUGGUAUAUGGGAACCAAUUUCGCGUAUUGCCGCUACUUUUCUCGUAUUGUCGCUUUGCAGAUCAAAGCCAUCCAGGAAGGAAUCACGCAUUGGUGA